UCAGCUCAUAACGAACCCCAGUGGCUGUAAAAGGCAAACGGAGUGUGGAAGCGCAGCGGUGCAGAGUUGUAUCAGACACAUGAUGCUCUAUGAGGACAUCUUUGACUCGCUUCACUGAGAUAAGAUACUCGAGAAUUUCGGACGUUUUCAUUCACCUGUUCUCACAUUUCGACUUUUUCGUUUGUUUGUUUUUAAGUUGAUUAUUCAUUUCUAAUGUUUGACGUGUGAUGGCUAACGCAUCAUCAUCGCUUGAUGUGGGAGUUUUGUUUCUAAUCGUGGUGACAGCAUCUUUGACCAACGGUUCUUCAUUUAAAAAAGAUGUGAGCCAGAGGAAGGAGGUGAAAGCAUUCGAGCAGAGCGCACGUCUGCCUGGCGGGGUGGAGGAUCUCGCCACUGUUGCUUCCCACGUUGAGCCGUGUUCUGACUGCGAGCCACCAUUAGCCAGGAGGCGAUCCAAGAGGUGCACAUGUUACACUUACAAAGACAAGGAGUGUGUGUAUUACUGCCACUUGGAUAUCAUCUGGAUCAACACACCGGAGCACACAGUACCAUUUGGUAUGUCCAGUUACCAGGGUUCCCUGCGUUUAAGACGCUCCACUAGGACCGAGCGGGUGAGGAUAGGGGUGGAGGCUCAGCGCUGCGCGUGCUCACAAUACAGCGACGUGGACUGCAUCAGCUUCUGCAAGAUCAGUCAGACGAGACCACACACAGCAUUGCCAAAAACAGACGAGAGGACAGCAACUCAGCGGAGUGGCCCUGCUGUGAAAUAAGUGCAUUAAAAGCGGCAGGCCUAUGAACUGAAAAGUGGUUACACAUUCUAAGACAUAGCGUGUAUGUCUGCGUUUCUGUAGGUGGAUAUCUUGUAGUGUCUUGUCAUCAGACUGAAGGAUGUGUAACACCAAAGGUGCUUGCACAAAUCUAAAAGCCAGCAAUUCCACGUUGGACGCUAACAGAAUCUCCGCCCCUCUUCUCUCCUGCCAACCUCUGCUCAUCUUUCAGAACUUGCUGUCUGUGUCUGUUCAGCAGGUGUGCAUGAUGGUUUCCAUUACUCUGACACAACUGAAGCUAGUUUACAUGGCUGAUUUGUGCGGACUAUAAGACAUUUGGUUGCUCACACACAAUGUGGAUGCCUCUGCUCCAGGGACAUCACUGAAACUCCAUGGCAACAUUGGCACAACAUCAAAGCCAGGAAGUCAGCAUUGCUUUCUUUUUUUACAAAUUCAGUUUGUCACAGUUACUGAAAGAGUCAGGAUAUCUUUUCUUUUUCUUUGUAUCAUUACAUUAGGAUGUUCUUUAUUGUAAAGCACGUCUGAGAUUUUUGGAGGUAACAGAACUGAAAACAAAAGUUAGCAGUCUGUUUUAUAAGCUGAAUCCAUUCCACGGUCGUGUGUGUGUGAAAUGUGUUCCAAUAUAUAAAGGCUAUAAGUUAUUUUUCAUACAAACCAAAUACGAUAGUAAAAGUGUUAUAAGAUGUUGUAUAUAGAUAUAUCUGAUUAUUCUAGCCAGCAAGUCUCUGUAUUGAAAAAUUUAGAAAAGUACAAAAGUUUGUACCACAAAGUAAAUUUAAGGUGGCACUUCUUUUUCGUCUGUUUUUCUUAACCUCUUAACAUCCAUCAUACUGGCAGUAAUCUUUGGGGGAGUACUGGCAAGGUUAGAUUCACAUCUACUCUGUUAUAUUUACCUCUCUGGCAUAGCACAUGGAAAUCUAACAGAAGAUCUCUAAAGCCAAAGUGCAUAUAAGAGAGUUGAUUUCAAAGUUAAGAUGUUUCACUUUCUAAAACUAUGCUUUUUUACCACGUGGCUAAAUGUCGACUAACUAACUCUACCACUACGUGGUUAACUGGCAGCCUGGUGGAUGUUAAAAGGUAAAUGACUGCACCACGGAGUAAACAGCUGACCACCUGUGCAGGACGGAUGUUAAAAUAACUCAAACGCAGAUGAACUCGGACAAAUGGAAGACUUCUUUGCUUCAUGUUUGAAACAUCCUGAUGAACAUCAGGCUUUAUUUAAAGAUAUUUAAAAUAAACUUGAUACCUAAUUAACAUGUCUGAUCAGAGGCUCCGUUACACAGGGAUAAUAAACUGUUGCAACUAGCUGUUGUAUCUGUUCUGAUAAAGUCAGCACACCAUGUUUAUUGUAUUGCACAGCGAGGUCAGCACUAUUAUAAAUAUUAUCCUGCAUUUGAGUAACUGACAUACAGAGCUAUGCAGCAUAACUUCAGAGAGCUUUAGCAUUCAUAUUAAAUCUGCUGUAUUUAUGUCUCUGUAAUAAAUAAAGAUAAAAUAUUAAAACUGUGCAUGGUUUGUACAUGCCGAUGAUUCCUAGACAGGGUAACAUUAAUGUUAUAUAGUAUGCAUAUAAAAUAAUCCCAAAGAAGUGCCAGUAUUUGCCGUAUAUGUAUUUAGGCAUCAGUCAAGAGUAGUCAAAAAACCUUUGUGUUACCCGUCAAUAGAACUUAGCACCGCUCAUACUGUGUCGUAAAGAAUUUCACUAAUUCUGAAGAACAUGAAGUUGGGUAAGGGGCAUUGCUCCAUGCCAGUGUAAGAAGCAGUCAACACUGCACAUGUUUGUGAAAGAUGGAUCUGUAUUGCAAUUUUCCUGCAAAAGAGUAAAGAAGGAUUUGCAUCGUGUCACACUCCAGCAGACAAUGUGUACUUGUUGUCCUGUUGGAUGAUGGCUUGGAUCAGUAAGUGCUAUUAAAUGGGUGUGCAGUGACUUUUUCGCACACAAGAGUUUUGUCAAAAACACUUCAGACUUGGUUUUUAACCAUGACCACAAAGAUCUCCUAUUCUUUGUUGUUUUUUUGCCCAGCCUCAAUUAUGGUUUACGUGGCAUAAACACAGUCUUAGACGUACCGUGGAAUGACAGUGAUUACUGACCGCCUACAGCCUGGUUUCUGAAAUAAAAGUUUUUAAAAAUCAACCAAAUUUUAUAUCUCUGUCAAUAUGCCACUCUUAGCAACAUUUAGUAACAAAAUAAGGCAGUUUGUGUUUUAACUGGAGAUGCAAUUAAAAUCCAGGGAUUGCAUUACACGGUUCCAGUAAUGGUCUGCACUUGUAUACGGUGGUAAUUCAAGGUACUUGCAUGCCAUCUGAACAACAUGGGAUCUUACCCAAGGGCAUUAACCUUACAGCCCCUCGACCCCACAUUAAUUAUAUCUGGACAGUUUUCCUCAUUAUGGCAGAGGAAUGUACCUUAAACACAUAAGAGCCAGUUCUUUCGUAUUGUCUGUAACUUGUGACUGCAGGAUUGUUGCCAACACAACAUAUUCAAGAAUGUUCCACAUAAAUUAAAGUACCCACUUCUUUGCCCACACGGGCUUGUAAUGACAGAACCAUUCGAGUACGAGUGAUAAAUAGAACAAUUAUGUGACUAAAUUAAAAAAAAGCUUGUGGUUUGUGGUUGUUCCUGAUAUUGGCAGAGGACAGUCUCAAGCCAAAUAACAAGUUAAGAC
This is a messenger RNA of Pundamilia nyererei, 3454 nucleotides long. RefSeq names its product endothelin-3. Gene Ontology annotation, molecular function: hormone activity; endothelin B receptor binding. Gene Ontology annotation, cellular component: extracellular region. NCBI's taxonomy places the organism in Eukaryota, Metazoa, Chordata, Actinopteri, Cichliformes, Cichlidae. Bases 228 to 770 code for a protein of 180 amino acids. Gene Ontology annotation, biological process: regulation of vasoconstriction; regulation of systemic arterial blood pressure by endothelin; vein smooth muscle contraction. The transcript is spliced from 4 exons. The record is from RefSeq and is a predicted model, not a curated record.